CUGACUAAGCUUAGAAUGUUUAUUUCCAGUUGUGAAAUUAACGGGAUUGCGAUUGUUACUUUUUGAAAUAUGCUGGAGGCGCGUUUAAGUCAGACUUUGCUGCUGAAGAAGAUCAUCGAUGCUCUGAAAGAGAUAAUUGCCCAGGGAACGCUGGAUUGCAGCGAUUCUGGAUUGCAGCUCCAGUCUAUGGACAAUUCGCAUGUGUCACUGGUCGCUCUGAGCCUGCAAUCGGAUUGCUUUGAGAAGUUCCGCUGUGAUCGCAACGUCUCCUUGGGACUGGACCUUAAAUCCCUGGCCAAGGUGCUCAAGUGCGCCAAUAGCGACGAUACUGUCACAAUUAAGGCCAUCGACAAACCGGACAAGAUCUUGCUGAGUUUCGAAUCGGAUGGCAAGGGGCGCUCUGCGGACUACGAACUAAAACUGCUGAAUCUGGACCAGGAUCACCUGGGAAUUCCAGAUACGGACUACUCCUGCAUCGUUCAACUGCCAUCGACGGAGCUUGCCCGCAUCUGCCGGGACAUGAGCAUGUUCAGUGAAUCCCUCACGAUUGCCUGCACCAAACAGGGCAUUAAGUUCUCGGCCAACGGAGAUUUGGGCUCGGCCAAUAUCCAACUGACUGAGGGCAGCAAAAUGGAUGUUAGCAUCGAGGUGAAGGAACCACUAACCCAGACCUUUGCCGGACGGUACCUGAACACCUUCACUAAGGCCACUCCCCUGUCGGAUCGCGUUAAGAUUUGCCUGGCCGCCGAGGUGCCGCUCCUGGUCGAAUAUCCCAUCGAGGACUUUGGCUAUAUACGAUACUAUCUAGCUCCCAAGGUGGAUGAUGCUGACUCGUAACUGACUUAAAGAUAAAUCCUUUUUUACUCAAACUAUUUUUAACGCAAUUUCUAAACAAACCAAAGAGUCAAAUACCUCCUAAUACGUAACAUUUAUUGUAUAAAUUAUAUAAAUAACCACGUAA
Drosophila elegans is the source of this 961-nucleotide messenger RNA. It is a transcript of the gene PCNA2, whose product is annotated as proliferating cell nuclear antigen 2. The record is from RefSeq and is a predicted model, not a curated record. Gene Ontology annotation, biological process: leading strand elongation; translesion synthesis; mismatch repair. Lineage: Eukaryota; Metazoa; Arthropoda; Insecta; Diptera; Drosophilidae. Bases 70 to 837 code for a protein of 255 amino acids. Gene Ontology annotation, cellular component: PCNA complex. Gene Ontology annotation, molecular function: DNA polymerase processivity factor activity; DNA binding. The transcript has 2 exons.